Molecule: messenger RNA, 2839 nt
Organism: Sitophilus oryzae (rice weevil)
Lineage: Eukaryota; Metazoa; Arthropoda; Insecta; Coleoptera; Curculionidae
Gene: TER94
Product: transitional endoplasmic reticulum ATPase TER94
Exons: 9
Coding region: 213-2648 (811 amino acids)
Biological process (GO): retrograde protein transport, ER to cytosol; autophagosome maturation; mitotic spindle disassembly
Cellular component (GO): VCP-NPL4-UFD1 AAA ATPase complex; cytosol; nucleus
Molecular function (GO): ATP hydrolysis activity; ATP binding; polyubiquitin modification-dependent protein binding
Source: RefSeq, a predicted model, not a curated record
GUGUUUUUAUCGUCAUCUGUCAAACUGUAAAUGCUGAAAUCCGAACCAUCAUCCAGCCAGAAAAAGCUACGUCAUUGAGUUAGAGAAAUUUUCGUUUUAGUAGUAUAUUCGGUGUAGAUUUGGUUGUGCUUUGUAUUGUAGAGGAAUACCCUCAUACCCAGACACUAACGAUUAAUUCCCGUUUAAAUUAGAGUGCUUUAAAACCGUGUGCAAUGGCCGAUCAACAAAAUCCGGAAGAUCUAGCUACGGCGAUCCUUCGCAAGAAGGACAGACCAAACAGGCUAAUUGUAGAGGAAGCUGUCAAUGAUGACAAUUCCGUUGUGGCCCUAUCUCAAGGAAAAAUGGACGAGCUACAGCUUUUCAGGGGGGACACCGUUCUCCUCAAAGGCAAGAGGCGCAAGGAAACCGUCUGUAUAGUGCUCUCGGAUGAUUCUUGCAGCGACGAAAAAAUCAGAAUGAACAGAAAUGUGAGGAAUAAUCUCAGAGUGAGGCUGUCAGAUGUUGUUUCAGUUCAACCAUGUCCCGAUGUGAAAUACGGUAAAAGAAUACAUGUACUUCCUAUUGAUGACACCGUUGAAGGUCUCACUGGGAAUCUUUUUGAAGUGUACUUAAAGCCAUACUUCUUGGAGGCCUACAGGCCCAUUCACAAAGACGACGUGUUUAUUGUACGGGGUGGUAUGAGAGCUGUAGAAUUCAAAGUGGUGGAAACUGAUCCUGCUCCGUAUUGUAUUGUAGCCCCAGAUACAGUGAUUCAUUGCGAUGGAGAUCCAAUUAAACGUGAGGAGGAGGAGGAAGCUCUGAACGCUGUGGGCUACGACGACAUCGGAGGCUGUCGCAAGCAACUGGCCCAAAUCAAAGAAAUGGUUGAACUGCCCCUACGUCACCCAUCCCUCUUCAAAGCCAUCGGCGUGAAACCGCCGCGUGGCAUCCUCUUGUACGGCCCUCCCGGCACAGGAAAGACCCUCAUUGCCCGAGCCGUAGCCAACGAAACCGGCGCUUUCUUCUUCCUGAUCAACGGGCCCGAAAUCAUGAGCAAACUCGCUGGCGAGUCGGAAAGUAACCUGAGAAAGGCCUUUGAGGAAGCCGACAAGAAUUCUCCGGCUAUCAUUUUCAUCGAUGAACUGGACGCCAUUGCUCCAAAGAGAGAAAAAACCCACGGCGAGGUCGAGAGACGUAUCGUGUCUCAGCUGUUAACCCUGAUGGAUGGUAUGAAGAAAUCCUCCCAUGUUAUUGUCAUGGCAGCUACGAACAGACCUAAUUCCAUCGACGCGGCUUUGAGACGCUUUGGACGGUUCGAUAGGGAGAUAGAUAUCGGUAUCCCGGACGCUACAGGAAGACUGGAGAUCUUGCGAAUCCACACGAAGAACAUGAAGUUGGCCGAUGACGUGGAUUUGGAACAGAUCGCUGCGGAGACUCACGGGCACGUCGGGGCCGAUUUGGCGUCGCUUUGUUCCGAGGCCGCGCUUCAGCAGAUCAGGGAAAAGAUGGAUCUGAUCGACUUGGAGGACGAUCAAAUCGAUGCGGAGGUGCUGAACAGUUUGGCGGUGACGAUGGAGAACUUCCGCUACGCCAUGACGAAGAGCAGUCCCAGCGCCUUGAGAGAAACGGUGGUGGAAGUACCCAACGUCACGUGGGAAGACAUCGGAGGCCUGCAAAACGUCAAGAAAGAAUUACAAGAACUUGUGCAGUACCCAGUUGAACACCCCGAUAAGUUCCUCAAGUUUGGUAUGCAACCGUCCAGAGGAGUCCUAUUCUAUGGUCCCCCGGGUUGUGGUAAGACUUUGCUGGCCAAAGCCAUCGCCAACGAGUGUCAGGCCAAUUUCAUCUCUGUUAAAGGCCCCGAGUUGCUCACCAUGUGGUUUGGUGAGUCUGAAGCAAACGUUAGAGAUAUUUUCGAUAAGGCCAGAUCUGCCGCUCCUUGCGUGCUGUUCUUCGACGAAUUGGACUCGAUCGCCAAAUCCAGAGGCGGAAACGUGGGAGACGCCGGUGGGGCGGCCGACCGCGUCAUCAAUCAGAUUUUGACGGAGAUGGACGGCAUGGGCGCCAAGAAGAACGUCUUUAUUAUUGGAGCUACAAACCGACCAGAUAUUAUCGAUCCCGCCAUCUUGAGACCCGGCCGUCUGGACCAGCUGAUCUACAUCCCGCUGCCCGACGAGAAGUCGAGGGAGGCCAUCUUCAAGGCCAACCUGCGUAAAUCCCCCGUGGCCAAGGACGUGGACAUGAACUACAUCGCCAAGGUGACGCACGGCUUCUCCGGCGCCGACUUGACCGAGAUCUGCCAGAGGGCGUGCAAGCUGGCCAUCAGACAGUCGAUCGAGGCGGAGAUCAGGAGGGAAAGGGAGAGGGCUAGUAAUCCCGCGGCCGCCGCAGCUAUGGACUUGGACGAGGACGACCCUGUGCCGGAAAUCACGCGCGCUCAUUUCGAGGAGGCCAUGCGUUUCGCGCGUCGAUCAGUCUCGGACAACGACAUCCGCAAGUACGAAAUGUUCGCGCAAACGUUGCAACAGUCUCGCGGUUUCGGUACCAACUUCCGGUUUCCGGCCGGCGGCGGCGCCCCCAAUCCCGGCCAGGGCGGCACGGUACCGCCCCCGGUCGCUCCCGGUGACCAGGCCAACUUUGACGAUCCGGAGGACGAUCUUUACAGUUAGGAGCGGAGAGGAGGAAAGCCAGAGGAGAGAGAGAAGGAAAAGGGAGACGCGUAUUUAUUUCAAUCGUCGACAAGAGAUUGGACUAUUCUAGAUUUAAAAUAAUUAUGAUGGUUUACCUAUUUCGUAUGUGUUUUUUCAUUUAAUAGUUUUCAAUUAUCGAAAUAAAUAAUAAAAAAAAUAUACAAUUUAGA